Molecule: messenger RNA, 698 nt
Organism: Colletes gigas
Lineage: Eukaryota; Metazoa; Arthropoda; Insecta; Hymenoptera; Colletidae
Gene: mRpL32
Product: 39S ribosomal protein L32, mitochondrial
Exons: 4
Coding region: 9-614 (201 amino acids)
Biological process (GO): translation
Cellular component (GO): mitochondrial large ribosomal subunit
Molecular function (GO): structural constituent of ribosome
Source: RefSeq, a predicted model, not a curated record
UUUUAAACAUGGCGAACGGUUUGUUGAGUAGGUUAUCGCGUGCCUUUCGAUCAUUUGAGCAAGCAAUUGAUAUUAUUUUUGGUCGAGGUUUUCCACCAGGAGGUUUAUGUGCAAUCGAGUGUAACCAUGUUACGAACCAAGUACAGCCUGUUAUUUUUCCUGGACGAUCUUUAAAAGAUGUUUUAAAUGAUGCAUUUUUAUGGGCUGUACCUAAGAGGAGACGAACUAUAGAGAAACGACUGAUGAGAAGAUUCGGUCACCCUAAAUACAAUUGGAAACCACCUGUUCCUAAAACUAAUAUUUUAGAGUGUAACAAAUGUGGCCAUAAUUAUGAAGCUGGUUUACUUUGUGGGCAUUGCUAUGAAAUAGUGAAACAGGAAACAUUAGAAAUGCAAACAGCUAUACAACAAGAGUUAGGAUUAAGUCCAGUAGAGCAAGAUGUUGUAGUAUUGUACGAAGGAGAAAAAGACAAAGCAUCAAAAGACUUUUGGAAGAACCAGAGAAUUGUAGAAUUACCUAAAAAAAGACCUGAUUGGUUCAAUCAAAAUCUACUUCAGUCUACAACACAACAAUCAUCUGAUGAUAAAGGUGUAAAACCUAAAGAUAUGCCUUAAGUAAAUACCAAGAACGAUUUGCAUCUAUAAGGUAUUUUGUGUAUAUUAAAUAGACUUAAAAAAACAAAAUAAACUAAAAAAAUA